Messenger RNA from Diachasmimorpha longicaudata, 1721 nucleotides. RefSeq names its product alpha-glucosidase-like. Gene Ontology annotation, biological process: carbohydrate metabolic process. The coding region runs from base 33 to 1721 and encodes 562 amino acids. Lineage: Eukaryota; Metazoa; Arthropoda; Insecta; Hymenoptera; Braconidae. The record is from RefSeq and is a predicted model, not a curated record. The transcript has a single exon.
UCAAAGAAGCAUUGAAACAGAAAACACGUACCAUGUUCAAGAUUACCUUUUUGAUAGGAUUAUUCAUAAUAGUAUCAUCUGCACCAUCUGAAGAAUGGUGGCGGGACACUUUCAUUUACCAAGUCUACCCUCGAAGCUUCAAGGACAGUAAUGGCGAUGGGAUUGGCGAUAUCAACGGUAUAACGAGUAAAUUAGAGCACUUGGCUGACUUGAAUGUGAGUGCCUUUUGGAUAUCCCCAUUUUUUAAGAGCCCGAUGUCUGACUUCGGAUAUGAUAUUUCCAACUUUACGGAUAUCGAUCCAAUAUUCGGAACUCUCGACGACUUUUCAAAACUCAUCACCAAAGCAAAAUCGUUGAAUCUCAAAGUGAUCCUCGAUUUCGUCCCUAAUCACAGUUCUGAUCAGCAUCCCUGGUUCCAAAAAAGUAUUAAGAGAAUCGUUCCAUACGAUAACUACUACGUAUGGAGGAAUGCAACCUACGUCAAUAGCACCAGGCGUCCCCCGAAUAAUUGGUUAAGUGUCACAAGAGGUUCUGCUUGGACUUGGAAUGAGGUACGCCAACAAUAUUACCUCCACCAGUUCAGCUUCUUCCAACCAGAUCUCAAUUUCCGUAGUUCUGCAUUGAAUAAAGAAAUGAAGAAUGCUCUAUCGUUUUGGACUAAACGAGGAGUAGAUGGAUUUCGAAUCGACGCUAUAAUACACGCCUUCGAGGACGACAGAUUCCUGGACGAACCUGUCAAGCCCAAUACUGGACUCCCUGCUAACCACCCUGAUACCCUUGAUCACAUCUACACCAGAAAUCAGAACGAAACUUACCAGUUAUUGAGGAGUUGGCGGAAUCAUUUGGAUGCUAUGAAUGGAACCAAGAAGAUCAUACUCACAGAAUCAUAUACAACCUUGGACGAACUCAAUCACUCCAUGAGGUAUUAUGAGUAUGGAGCAGAUAUAGCUUUUAAUUUCAUGUUCGUAACUAGUUUCAACAAUUCCUCGGCUCCAACCGACUUUAAAAAAGGCAUUGAAAAAUGGCUGGCGCUCAUGCCCAAGGGAAAUUACAGUUCAAAUUGGGUAGUGGAUAAUCAUGAUAAUAAUCGAGUGAGUGCUCGAUUCGGAAAAAUAAGAGCCGAUCAAUUAACAAUGGUAGCAGCAGUUCUUCCAGGUGUCGGUGUGGUGUAUUACGGCGAUGAAAUUGGGAUGGAGGACACGUGGCUAUCGUAUAAUGAAACUGUUGACCCGAUUGGAUGCAACGCGGGACCGGAAAAUUAUCAUAUCACUUCAAGGGAUCCAGCAAGAACACCCUUCCAGUGGGAUAGCUCUACCAGUGCAGGAUUCUCCACCAAUAAAACAACAUGGUUGCGGGUUAAUUCAAAUUAUCACACACUUAAUUUAGCCGCCCAAAAAACUACUCCUUACUCUCAUUACUCUAUUUUUAAGAAGCUUGUAAAAUUGAAGAUGAUGCCCGUCAUCAAAAUGGGCACUGUGGAGAUAAUCUCCAUAAUAGAUAUGGUUUUUGUAAUCGUGAGACGUGUUCCUGGUACUCAUCCGAUUGUUCUUCUAAUUAAUUUUACGGAUCGAAAUGUCAGUUUCGAUGCUGCUAACCAUCUAAAUAUUCCAACUAAUAUGUCUGUUUAUGCGACGAGUUCUCAGAAUUCCUACACAGAUGGAAUGUCGAUCAAUACUUCGUCGCUAGUUCUGAUACCAGCUGUCUCUGUGAUUCUUAUGUAA